Messenger RNA from Molossus molossus (Pallas's mastiff bat), 2985 nucleotides. It is a transcript of the gene SLC16A1, whose product is annotated as solute carrier family 16 member 1. Gene Ontology annotation, cellular component: membrane. Gene Ontology annotation, biological process: monocarboxylic acid transport; transmembrane transport. Gene Ontology annotation, molecular function: monocarboxylic acid transmembrane transporter activity. The transcript has 5 exons. The record is from RefSeq and is a predicted model, not a curated record. Lineage: Eukaryota; Metazoa; Chordata; Mammalia; Chiroptera; Molossidae. Bases 195 to 1691 code for a protein of 498 amino acids.
GUUUCCUCAUAUGUAGGUUCAUGUUAUUCAUCAAGUCUGUAUCCUUAGUCAUUAGCUCUUGAAAGUUGCCUCUUGCCCUGGCCAGUUUGGCUUAGCAGUUAGAGAGACGGCCUGCGGACCAGAGAGACCUGGGUUCGGUUCCUACUAACGAUAUUCAGAUUUGAACUGCAUUUUGGAAUUCAUCUACCCUUAAAAUGCCACCAGCAGUUGGAGGUCCAGUUGGAUAUACCCCCCCAGAUGGAGGCUGGGGGUGGGCAGUGGUAGUUGGAGCUUUCAUUUCCAUCGGCUUCUCUUAUGCAUUUCCCAAGUCUAUUACUGUGUUCUUCAAAGAAAUUGAAGGAAUAUUCAAUGCCACCACCAGUGAAGUGUCAUGGAUAUCCUCCAUAAUGUUAGCUGUCAUGUAUGGUGGAGGUCCUAUCAGCAGUGUCCUCGUGAAUAAAUAUGGCAGUCGUCCAGUCAUGAUUGCUGGUGGCUGCUUGUCAGGCUGUGGCUUGAUUGCAGCUUCUUUCUGUAACAGUGUACAAGAACUUUACUUAUGUAUUGGAUUCAUUGGAGGUCUUGGGCUUGCAUUCAAUUUGAAUCCAGCUCUGACCAUGAUUGGCAAGUAUUUCUACAAGAAGCGGCCAUUGGCAAAUGGACUGGCGAUGGCAGGCAGCCCCGUGUUCCUCUCUACCCUGGCUCCCCUCAAUCAGGCUUUCUUCGGUAUCUUUGGCUGGAGAGGAAGUUUCCUAAUUCUUGGAGGCUUCCUACUAAACUGCUGUGUGGCCGGAGCCCUGAUGAGACCAAUAGGGCCCCCACCGGCCACUACAGAGAAAUAUUCUAAAGAAACUUUUCAGGAAGCUGGAAAGUCUGAUGCAAAAGUGGCAGGUGAUGCAAAUACAGAUCUCAUUGGAGGAAACCCUAAAAAGGAGAAACAGUCAGUCUUCCAAACAAUUAAUAAAUUCCUGGACUUAUCCCUGUUCACUCACAGAGGCUUUUUGCUAUACCUCUCCGGAAAUGUGCUCAUGUUUUUUGGACUAUUUACUCCUUUGGUCUUUCUCAGUAGUUAUGGCAAGAGUCAGCAUUACUCUAGUGAGAAGUCUGCCUUUCUUCUUUCUAUUCUGGCUUUUGUUGACAUGGUAGCCAGACCAUCUAUGGGACUUGUAGCCAACACAAAGUGGAUAAGACCUCGAGUUCAGUAUUUCUUUGCUGCUUCUAUUAUUGCAAAUGGAUUGUGUCAUCUGACAGCACCUUUGUCGUCCACCUAUGUUGGGUUCUGUAUUUAUGCAGGAGUUUUUGGGUUUGCAUUUGGGUGGCUCAGUUCAGUAUUGUUUGAAACAUUGAUGGACCUCGUUGGACCCCAAAAGUUCUCCAGUGCUGUGGGAUUGGUGACCAUUGUGGAAUGCUGUCCUGUCCUCCUGGGGCCACCACUUUUAGGUCGUCUCAAUGACAUAUAUGGAGACUACAAGUACACAUACUGGACCUGUGGCAUAAUUCUCAUUGUCGCAGGCAUCUAUCUCUUCAUUGGCAUGGGCAUCAAUUAUCACCUCAUGGCAAAAGAACAGAAAGCAGAGAAGCAGCAGAAAAAGGAAAGUAAAGAGGAAGAGAUCGGUAUAGAUUUUGAGAAGCCAAAAGAAAUUACCAACACAGCGGAAUCGCCAGAGCAGAAAGGCACCGAAGGCAGCCCCAGAGAGGAGGAGAGUCCAGUCUGAACCCAUGGGGCUAAAGGGUAAAUGGAGCAGCUUGUGACCCAAGAUACCUGAAAAUGUUCUGCUGGUCUGUAAUCUCCCAGUGGUGCUCAAUGCAAAUAGUGGACAUUUAUGUGGAAAUCCUACCCAGGUGUUCCUUGAUGGAAUUUUUUUUUCACUCCUUACCAUUAGUCCAAAUUUAAAAUGCUAUAUAUAUCCUUUGGGGAGGGAGUGGUUGGCAAAGAAUGAGGGAAAGAAAUUGGAUAUGUUCUUUUUUUUUUAUCUUAGCUUUUAACAAUGUCAUGAAGAUUAUAAUAUGUGCCUUAAGUUUUAGUCUUUAAAAUUUUUAAGGAGCCUUAACUUUUCAAACCAUUCUGCUGACUUUGUCUGUUUUAAGUGUUUUGUUACAAAGAAAAAUAACUAACUUGUUCAAAGCAAAUCUAAAAUUUAAAACUAAUCUUGCUUCAGUAUUAUUUGUAACAUAUUGUCAGACAUUAUCACUGAAAGACUGAAUAGAAAUACUGGUUGAAAGCUGGGAGUCUUAUAAAAUCCUCACUAAAAUAUUUUCCUAGCAUCAGUAGUUGCCUGACAUAUGUGCCUGCCUGCUAUAUAUUUAGGAAACUUAAGGCAUAAAUUUUUGGAAAUAUCGUGGCUAUUCUAAACACAUUGUAUUCAUCAACACCCCUCUCGUAUCUAAGGAUGCUUAUUUGAAGUCAAGCUCUUGAGUUGAUUUCAUUAAAAUAUUAUUUCUGCGCCCCUUUGCAAAGACAUAUUUUGAGUGUUUAUAGUCAGUGUCCCUUUCGAGAUUACUUAAUAUUAUUUUUUUCACUGUAAAAGUUAGUAUUAAAAUAUGCAAAACUAUGUUUGUGCCUCCUUAGUAAAUCCAACAUCUCUAAUUAAAUGUAGGCAGAUAUUUCAAACAGCAGCUGAAUUCAGCUUAGGUUUCUCUGAAACCUCAGUUAAACUGUGAGAUUUAGAAUCUUUUUGUUGUUUUUCCUGGAUUUUUUUCCUCCUUUGAUUCAUAGUGGUUCCAUUUAUGUCUGUGUCUAGCUUAGGGCUGUGUGUGAGAUAUUUGGUUUGUGUGUGUUUUGGUGGGGUUUUUUUAUUUUUAUGUUUGCUCAUUAAAGAGAGCCAGAGAGAUUUGGCCCCAGGCAAACCUCUAAGGAUAAGAUUGGGAGAGAAGUUGCUGAGUGUUAAUAGUUUAAUAAAUAACUCCUUUUUCUGAUAAGUUUUUGUUUUUUUUUAAUCCUUACCCGAGGACAUUAUUUUUUUUCUUUUAUCUUCAGAUAGAACAGGAGGGAGAGAGGGAGGAAGAGAG